This is a messenger RNA of Closterium sp. NIES-67, 2216 nucleotides long. The record is from the annotation of a GenBank genome assembly. Lineage: Eukaryota; Viridiplantae; Streptophyta; Zygnematophyceae; Desmidiales; Closteriaceae.
AACUGCAUAAGGAAGAAGCAGUAAAGGGGCUCAAGCUUUCUGGGCAACCAAAUGAUACCAAGUGCGAGACGUGUCUGCUGAGCAAGUUCACACGGUUCCCCUUUCACGACGUAGCUGGGAAAAGCAAGGCAGCACUGGAACUGGUGCACAUGGACCUGGUAGGACCUUUUCCAGUCCGAGGAAGUAAGGGGGAAAGGUACUUCCUGACAAUAGUUGAUGACUGGAGUCGGCUGAUGUGGGCAUACCCGUUGAAGCAGAAGGAUCAUGCUGCCUCAACAAUACGAGAUGAUUGGCUGCCGUUCGUCGAGCGACAAUCUGGGCACUCAUGCAAAAGCAUCAGAACCGACCGAGGUGGAGAGUUUCUAGGAGGAGAUCUGACUGCAUGGCUCAAGAAACAAGGCAUUGAGCAUCAACUAACGACGUCCUAUACCCCUCAGUCAAAUGGCGUUGCUGAGAGGGCUAAUAGGACCAUCCUGGAAACUGCGCGAGCGCUGCUGAUCGAAUCAGGGCUGGGGAACUCCAUGUGGCCUCAUGCGGUGAGCAUGCUACAGUGGCAAGGAACCGCGUACUCACAAAGGUGGCUGAUGAUAUGUGGGUGCCGCUGGAGAGGUGGCUUGGAAAGAAGCCUCCAGUGGACAUGCUUCGAGUGUUCGGAUGCAUGGCAGUGGCGCAUGUCCCUAAACCGUACAGGACAAAGCUUGGAGCAUCUGCACUUUGGUGUGUGCACCUUGGGCUUGCGGCAGAGAGCAAGGGGUGGCUACUCUGGGAGCCCUCAAAGAAUGUGCUGUUUGACAGUCGGGAUGUCAAAUUUGUGGAGAACAUCAUGUAUGGCAAGUGGGAGAAGCAGCCGGAGGCAAGGGUCACCCAGCAGCUGGAAGAGAUCACUAUGCACUUCGAUCUGUCCGAACCUGAGGACAGCGAAGUCACUGCGCCAACGGCAAGCGGUACUGAUGAAGGAAGCAAUGAGGAUAUUGCAACUGAUGCUGAAGUCAAGGAUCCGGAGCAGCAGCAGCAAGAGGCUUCCAAAACACGAAGUCUGCCAAAGCGAAGGAAACAGAUUGGUGGGGGGACAAAGGAUUGGGUGAAGGUGAAAGAAUGGGUAAGUCCAACCAUCUACCCUGCACGUACCAGAAUGGCAACGAGAAAGCUGCUGAGCUCCACAAGUGGAGGAGCCACAACUGAGCAGCAGGAACAGGCUCAAGGCGAAGAUGCGGUGCUGUUAUUGGGUGAUGACCAAGAGUCAGAUGACGAGGAGCCUGCAUACUGCUUUUACGCACCAAUACAACCUCCGAGCAUGGAUCAUGCGCUAGCCGGGCCUCAACGGGGGAAGUGGCUCGUUUCAAGAGAUGCAGAGUACAACAGCCAGAUGGAGAAUCACACAUGGGACCUGCAGCAGUGACAAGGAGAUCGAUGGGGUGCAGCGGAAGCUCACAGAGCAGUUCAAGUGCAAGUCACUUGGAGAGGCAAGGUACUACCUGGGAAUGCACAUUGAGCGGGAUGCUGAACGUGGCUGGCUCAAACUGCAUCAGGGACAGUACAUCAACACCUUGGCUGAGAAGUACUCUCUGCAGGAAGAACGGGAAGUGGUCACACCUUUGCCUUCCGAGUUCAAACUCAUAAAGGCAGCUGAAGGAGAAGGAGUUGAGAGUGAAGACCAGAGGCAAUUCCAAUCCAUGGUCGGGAGCCUACUCUACGCUGCUGUGCAUACUCGGCCUGACAUCAGCUUUGCUGUGGGACAGCUGGCUCGAGUAGUGCAAAAUCCAACAGAAGAGCAGUGUGGUGCAGCGGAGAGAGUGGUGCGCUACCUCAAGUCAUACCCUACAGUGGGAGUACAGUAUUCAGCCUCUGCUCAACGCAGUCAAAAAGGAGUUGAAGUCCUCAAAGAGAAGGGGGAGCAGCUCGGAGAAGGAAAGGUGUUCCUUUCCUGUUUUGCUGAUGCCACGUGGGCUUCUGAGCAUGAGGAUUCAUCAUCAGUUGGUGGAUACAUCUGCAUGGUGGGAGGUGGGCCUGUAAGUUGGAGGUCCAAGAAGCAGUCUAAGACGGCACUAUCUUCAGUGGAAUCUGAGUACAUGGCGAUGUUUCAUGCGGCAAAAGAAAUCAUCUGGCUAAGGAGGCUCUUGAAGGAGAUCGGCCAUGAACAGACUGUUAGAAACAGAAAGGUUCAGUUUAUUGAUGAAGCAAAGGCAUUACAUAGGAAGAGAGAGAUGAGCUAGGAA